Messenger RNA from Peniophora sp. CBMAI 1063, 3948 nucleotides. Lineage: Eukaryota; Fungi; Basidiomycota; Agaricomycetes; Russulales; Peniophoraceae. The record is from the annotation of a GenBank genome assembly.
AUGAGCGGGUUCGAUCUUCGUGGACAGCUCGAAGCGAUCAAGAAUGUCGAGACGUACGGGGCUGAUAACGACUACGACACCUCUCGUAUGAGCCAGAAUGAGGUCUACGACGUCCUGAGCCGCGCCGUCGAUUCGAUCUCGCAAGAUUUUUCGAAUGUCGCAGAUGACGAUAACUGGGACAUCUACCGCAGCAUCCUGAAGGGUGUCACGACCUCCCCUCAAAACAUAUUACCGGUGCUUAUGACUGAAGUCCUGGAUUCACUCGUAUCGGCUUUCGCCAAUGCCGUCGAGGACACUCACAGGUCCGUCGACACAUUCGGUCAAGAAGAACUGGGCGAACGCCGUCAAGUCCUUGAGACCUACGCCUUCUUGCUGCAUUGGUUCGUACUUGGUGCGGAGAAGUACAAGGGUGCCGUGGGCACCUCGGACGGCCCGUCUGCCGCGCCGAAAGCGCGAAGAGGAAGGGGAGGGAAGGCCGUUACGGGUGGUCGUGCGAAGAAGACUACAGAGUGGUCAUGGGUGGAUCGGAUUGAGCCCGCACUGGCCCUCAUCGUAAAGGUGCUCAAAAUACGCUCUCAGAAGAUCUGGCCUACGGCCGUCGAUCGAGAUACGUUCCUUCAGGCGCUCAUGAGUCCUGUCUAUUGCACGGUGGAGAAGGAUGCAUCCAUGAAGAUAGGACCCGUCAGAGGCUAUGUCUUCCAGGCAAUCUGUCUUGCUGUAAUGCGCCAUAAUCACAGCACGGCAGCGAAGGAUCAGCUCAUGCAGCUACUGGGCUAUUCUGAACCUAUCGCAGAUCAUAUUGCAGACCUACUCGCGAUGCUUGCGACGGAUCACCAACACACUGCUCUUAGUGAGAGUUUUCUCCGGGAGGUGGCCAAGAAGACGUGGGUUACUGCCGAUAGCACUGGACCCAAGUCCUUCUCGCGCUUCCUCAUACGCUUGGGAGAGAUCGCGCCGCAACUUAUUCUGAAGGAGCUCAAUGCUCUGCAGAAUCAUCUUGACAACGACGCCUAUCAGAUGCGCAACGCGAUCGUCGAAAACUUCGGCGCUAUCAUCCGGAAUCAACUUGAAACGGCCGAGGAUCGAGAGCACGCCCAGAAGACGAUCGACAGCAUGUUCAAGGCUCUCUUGCCGCGUGCAUUAGAUAUGUCUUCAUAUGUUCGCUCUCGGGUUUUCCAAGUUCUUGCCAGGAUCCUGGUUACCGAGCCAAAUGACGUUUUCUCUAAAGAACAGCGCCGUCGUUUCAUGAAACAGCGUGUCAAGAUCACGAUUGAAGCGUGUGUUGCGCUUGAGGACAAGACCGCCACAGUUCGGAAGCAGGCCUUGAUUUGCUUGCGGGCAGCUAUCUUGAUGCAUCCAUAUAUGGCGGUCAAAGAUGAUCUGUCGACGAGUAACGAUCUUCGGCGUGAGGACUACGCGAAGUGUUACAAUAAGGCUCUUGCCGAUGAGAAGGCUCACAAGGCCCAGUUGGCUGCUCUUGCCAGAGAUAAUGGGGCUUUACGACCAGCUCCACCCGCUGCAGAAGACCAGGGCAACAACAUCCAGACCUCGGAGCAGCGUGAGCGACGGAAGUCAAGACGGCGGUCUGGCAACGAUGAGAUGGACGUAGAUCGCGAAGAUGAUGACGACGACGAGACGGACAGCAUCAUGGAUGAGACCGAUAGUAUCAUAUCCGACGAUCUCGACGAAGCGAGGGUCGAGGAAGAAUUGAGGAGAAUCGACCUAUCUGCCUUGGAUGAAGCGCACGAAGCCUUGGCGACUCACGAGAUCAAGUCAAUCCAGCACGCAGAAUUGAUCAAAACCCUAUACAAGGAAGCGCUGUCGUUCAUCGAUACUGUGAAUGAGGCAAUUGUAAUUGCGUGUACCUUACUAGGCAGUAAGCACAAGGUAGAGGUACCUGAAGCUAUCGAGCUUCUUCGCCUAGCACAUAAGAAGAAGAUGUCCUCCGCCGAGAAAGGCAUGCGUGCGAUGGUCCACCUUAUUUGGCAGAAGGACAACAAUGCUCCGCCGACUACUGCCGGCGAGGAGGUUGUGACGACUGGUGGUGUCCGCGCUAAGCUGAUGGAGACAUAUCAAACGACAUACUUAACGCCUCAGGAACAAGUCGGACCUCAUGUUCAUGCGAAGGAGGUCGCUAGGCAAUUGCUCGACUUGACGGAGUGUAUGUCACUCGCAGAAUUGACUUCGUUCGAAGAGCUCCUCCGCCAGAUGAUGGACGAGGGCAGAGUAGACGGAGAUGUCAUGGAGACGCUCUGGCUUUUAUACGAGCGCAACCUCCCGCUAGUACAGCGUCGCGGGGCCAUUAUCCUCCUCGGAAUGUUCGCGCUUUCUAAUCCCUCCAUCAUGCUUAAGAAACAAUCCACUCUUCUCAAGAUUGGUUUGGGCAAGCACGGAAAGGCCGACCUCCGGCUCGCCAAGCAUACCUGCAUAGCUCUCCAGCGCAUGACCGGUUCCAAGAAGAAAGUCAAAGGCUCACUGGAAGAUAACCGCCAACGCUUCGCCAUCUCGAACCCUCUCUUCCGUCGCCUCAUAGAUGCACUCGAGACUCCAACACAUGACCGUGCUUGGUUUGCGUUCGCGGAACAGGCCAUAAACGCGGUGUAUGCACUCGCGGAGAGGCCGGAGAUCGUGGUGGAGAGGGUAGAACAGGACUCGGAUGCAAUGGAACUUGACGACAAAGAAACGCAGACGCCGGACGGCGCUGUGAAUGGCGAACAGGACAUGGCCCCAACGCCUCAACCUCAGGCCGCGACUGGUCCGUCGAAUCCUAGCGCAAUCUCUGGUGGUGAUGCUGGCGAUGCCUUCAGCCUCAGCCAGAUGUUCUUCGUCGUGGGCCACGUCGCGAUGAAGCACAUCGUCCAUCUUGAGCUGAUAGAGCGUGAGAUGAAGCGCCAGAAGCAGGAGCUGGAGCUGGCGGCAAAGCAGGGCGCGAGUCAGCAGGAGAAGGAGGACGAAAUCGAGCAGGUCGCUGGGAACGCGGAGGAUGAUAUUGGGGAACACAUCAAGCAUGUACGCGAGGGGGAGCUAUUGUACGGCGAGCAGUCGCUCCUCAGAGUGUACGGCCCACUGCUAGUCUACGUUUGCGGCUCGCCGCAGAUAUACAAGGACCCGACCCUGCGUGCGGCUGCCACCCUCUCCUUCGCGAAGUUCCUCUGCAUCUCCGGCAAGUUCUGCGAGGAGCACUAUAAGCUUCUUUUCAAGAUCCUUGAGACAUCUCGUGACCCCAACAUCCGCGCAAACCUCGUCAUUGGCAUCGGUGAUCUUGCCGUGUCCUUCGCCACCAUCAUCGAUGAGCGCCUCAACAACCUGUACAUGGGACUGAAUGACGAUGACCUCAUCGUAAAGAAGAACACGCUUAUGGUGCUUACGCACUUGAUCCUAAACGGCAUGAUCAAGGUCAAAGGCCAGCUGGCGGAGAUGGCCAAGUGUACCGAAGACGGGGAACAGCGCGUCAGUGAUCUGGCGAAACUGUUCUUCCACGAGCUGUCAACAAAGGAUAACGCGAUUUACAACAACCUGCCCGACAUGAUCUCGCAUUUGUCGAUAGGUGCAUUCGCGGUAUCUGAGGAGACCUUCCAAAAUACCAUGCGCUUCAUCUUCACCUUCAUUGAGAAGGAACGUCAGGCAGAGAACAUCGUCGAGAAGCUUUGCCAGCGCUUCAAACUCGUGUCUGAACCUCGGCAAUGGCGUGACGUAGCAUUCUGCCUCUCCCUCUUACCCUUCCGGGCCGAGAAGAGUCUGAAGAAGUUGGUUGAUGGUCUACCGUACUAUAAGGACAAGCUAUACGAGGAGGGUGUCUACUCUAGGUUCCUGGAGAUCCUGGCCAAAGCCAAGUCGGCGAAGAAGGCCGAGGCCCAGUCUAUCCAGGAUUUCGAGAAGAUUCUUGAUGACAGUCGGCAGAAGCAUCAGCGAAAGCGUUUUUGGCUGCUAAAACCUUACCGCAAUUAG